AGACCCAAGCACCCAACCCACCACAACACGAACACCUCUCCUCUCGCGAGCCCCUUCUUUAUUUUCCUCUUUCUCUCCGCCUCCCUUCCAGCUCCCGUACCCACCUGGCCACCUCCAACCUCUCCAUAUACUAACCCUCCUCCCCCUCUUCCUCCCCGUCGACCACACCGCCUCCCCUCCCAAGCCCCUGACGCCUCGCGAGGGUGGCAACCACCGCCUCGCCGGAAUCCGGGAGCGGAGAUCCUACGGGCAAAAGGCAAGAAUGCCCGCGCAGAAGCGCCGGCUCCCGUCUCCGUCUUCGAAACCCCGCGAGCACGUCGCGGCUCCCGGCGCUGCCGCCGGCGGGGGAGGCGUAGGAGAAGGAGGAGGAGGACUCCGGCCGCUGCCGAGCGGGGGCGCCGCCAAGCGGAGGUUGACUGACCCGAAGCCGCAGCGCGAACUCGAAGACGAUUCGGACGCGGAGGAUGGCGGCGGCGGCCCUGACGGCGACAGCGAGUCCUCGCAGAGCGACGACGGCGGCAACGACGAGUUUAUACUAGUGAAAUUAGCAGAAAUACGGAAGGAGGUCCAAUGUCCUAUCUGUUUAGGCAUUAUCCGGAAGACAAGGACAGUUAUGGAAUGUUUGCACCGGUUCUGUAGAGAUUGCAUCGAUAAAUCUAUGCGGCUAGGAAAUAAUGAAUGCCCAGCAUGUCGCACUCAUUGUGCAAGCAGACGUUCUUUAAGGGAUGAUCCUAAUUAUGAUGCGCUGAUUGCAGCCUUAUAUCCAGAUAUUGAUAAGUACGAGGAAGAGGAACUUGCUUUCGGUGAAGAGGAGAAGACUAGGAAUAAAAAGAUUCAAGAAACCAUCGAGGGAACAUCUCGAAGACAGACCGAGGCAAUUGGUAAGAAGCGUACCACGGCAAAAGCUACUGCCACUGACUUUGCAAGGAAGUACAAGAGAAAUAUGCGAACACGGGGGAGGGGUAAAACCAUUGCUCCUGAUAUUGCCCCUACUGGCUCUGAUGAUGAGGAUAGAGAAGAAGAAAAUGCCAAUGAUGCCACCAAAGAGCUGUCUUCUGCUGAUGAUCGUUCUCCAGAUUUAAGGCAGAAAAGAUGUAGGAAGAGGUCUGCAUCGCAAGCUUCACCUGCUAGAACCAUUGGCAGUGGUGAACACGGCUUUGAGGAGAACGAUGAUUUAGUUAAUGCAAAAGAAAUUUUGGCCACCUCUCCGCUGCGGGGAGAGAUGCUUGCAUGGGGCAAAAAUGGUACACGGAGCCAAACUCGACAUGGAAGUUCUGCUGGUUCAAAUGGCAGGAUGGCAAAGGGUGGACGCAUUGCAAAGUUGGUGGAUCACCUUCGUACUACUGAUGAAAUGGAUAAGGAGUUCUACUUGUAUAUUGUUCUCCUUCCUCUCAAUGGACAGAGCAUACCUAACUUGGAAAAGCCCUAUCUAAGUUGUCGACCAACCUUGUCCAUUCGACAUCUUGUACAGUUCAUUGCUCUUCAGUUGUCUCGGCGAGUUGAAGAACUUGAGAUAUACAUAAGGAUGGACCGCCACCAUGGAAGUGUUUCCUCGAAGGGUUCCAUUACAGGUGAGGCAGUACUGCGUCCAUUUGAUGGCUUGGAAAGGUUGAGGGAAGAUAAACUUCUUUCGGAGCUUUACCCUUCAUUUACCUCUAGUAGCGGCGAUCUGGAGUUAUUGUAUGCUUUGAAAACUCAAGACUAGAUUAAUUUUGAUCUCUAGCUAUCAAUUUGUGAGGAAACUUUGCUGCAAGUGAGGGCUGCAUCUGGUGAACAGCUGUAUGUAAAAAGUAGCCAAUGUGCAAAAAUGGUGAAGGUUUUUUCUCAUGAGUUCCUUUUAGUCCGGUUUACCAUCUUUGUAAUAUAUAAUGAACUGGUCAGCGAAAGUCCUCAGUCGGCGAAUCAAACUACCUCCUAUUUGCUAUUCAUUUAUACUAUUCGGUGGGAUUAUGUGAA
Phragmites australis (common reed) is the source of this 1956-nucleotide messenger RNA. Its product is annotated as putative E3 ubiquitin-protein ligase RING1a. The coding region runs from base 263 to 1705 and encodes 480 amino acids. Lineage: Eukaryota; Viridiplantae; Streptophyta; Magnoliopsida; Poales; Poaceae. The record is from RefSeq and is a predicted model, not a curated record. The transcript has 10 exons.